Messenger RNA from Schistosoma margrebowiei, 2559 nucleotides. The record is from the annotation of a GenBank genome assembly. NCBI's taxonomy places the organism in Eukaryota, Metazoa, Platyhelminthes, Trematoda, Strigeidida, Schistosomatidae.
UGUUGAUAUUUUCGAAACGACAUUAGACUUCUACAGUGUUAAAAACUGCAAGGAAUGAUUUAGACUCUUUUCCUUGCUACUAAAGACUAAGGAAUUGAGUAAUUUGUCAAAGGUUUAUGCGGGCCAAUUGGAGGUGACGGUACUUGGUGUUACAGGGGUUCUUCCGUCGUAUCUACUUAUAUUCGAUGGACUUUAAUUUUUCGCACACUUCAGCAUAUUUGGUGAAUGCAGAAUACUGAAUGAAAUGAGUUUAGGAAGAAGUUCUCGAGAAGUUGUAUACAUUAAAGCCAAACUUAGCACAGAAAGUGGUACUGACCAAUAUAAGAAAUUCGCAAUUGAUCCAAAUAUUACAGAUUACAAAGUUCUUUUUGGUUUGCUGCGUAAAUGCUUUGAUAUUAACUGUGAUUUCUCGGUGUGUUACUUGGCUAUUGAUGAAUUCGGUGAACAGUUUUAUUUACCUUUACAAUCCGACUGGGAUCUGGAUGCGUCGAUAGUCACGUCAUCUGAUUCCACUUUGCGACUUAAAAUAACCCUAAAGCCUAAAGUUUCUGAUCUUCAAGACUGGGAUAUUAUUAUUCCAAGUGGUGUUCAGUCUAUCUCCAGAAGAAGAAAGUCGCAAAAUGAUACAAAAAAUGAUCUAACAUUCAGUGAUUCUAAAGGACCAUCACUUUUUUCACAAAUUACUCAACGACUUGAAAAAACUGUUGCAAAUAUGCGUAAGGCUAUAGGAAUUGGAAUGGAUGGAGAUGAUAUGUUUCACACUAUCCAUCCUCCGAUAUCAGAAUUACAAAUGAGAUUAUACAUGGAUGAUAAUGGACGCAUUAUAUAUCUAAAUCAAUUCUACCUAGAUGUUUAUCUAAAUGGUCUAGAGCACAGUUUACGUAAAGUUGGUUGGCGUAUAUUAUUAUCAGUUUGUCCAGCGGACACAACCGGUCAAGAACGUUUUCAUUUACUGGAUAUCAAAGCGCAACAGUAUGCUACUCUUAAGGAAAAUUGGAAAAAGUUAUACGUAAUGGGUUUGAUGUCUGAACAUCAACUAUCUACAUUAGCUUCAAUAAGCAUAGAUGUUGUUCGUACAGAUUGGAAAGAAGACUAUUAUCGUUCUGUUGGCAACCAUCAUCGAGUGUGUCAAUUGUUUGAUAUUCUAGCUACUUAUUGUAUACAUCACCCAAAUAUUGGAUAUUGUCAAGGUAUGUCAGAUUUGGCCAGUCCAUUAUUAGUUGUUCAAAGUGAUGAAGCAUUGGCAUAUCUCUCGUUUUGCGCUUUAAUGCAACGUGUUAAAUUCAAAUUUGGUGAUACGCAGCAAUCUAUAUUAAUUAACAAUAUGCAAGAUUUACACGAUCUUCUAACGUAUACAGAUGGUGAAUUAGCACAAUUUUUCCGUGAACAUAAUUUAGCCAACAUGUAUUUUACUCAACGUUGGUUUGUCUUAGAAUUAAAACGUGAAUUUAACUUUGAUGAAUCUUUACGUAUGCUUGAAUCACAAUGGGCUGCUUUAUGUCUUAUAAAAAAUAAUAGUUUAACUGAAAUUGAAACUUGCAAUUCUAAAUCUGAAGGUUAUCUUGUUUUAACUGAUGGUACAUGUAAUUUGUACAUGCCGAAUUCUUCAAUCACGUCAACAAAUUCUCUUAACUGGUAUCAUUACACAGCAAGAGAUGUUAGUCUAAUCAAUUCUUUAAUAGGUUCAAAUUAUGUUGUUGACUUGAAAAAAAAAGGAUGCACUACUGUGUUUAACCCAGACAUUAUUAGACAAGACCAUCCAUCUUCUGCUUCUCCCCCUCCUCAAUUUAUCCCUUCUGAUGCCCACUUCUCAUGUAAAUUAUCUAAUAAAGAUGAUCAUUCUGGAAAUUCACAACAAACCUCAUCUGAGACGUUAAUUACAGAAACUCAAUUUGAAAUUAUCUCUAAUGAAUCACUAUUGGAUUUUGCUGACUCUGUAAAAAAACAGUCUUUACAUUUGACACCAACUAAACGACUAUCUUCAUUUUCUAUUGAAAAUGAACCUAUUCAUAUUAGAACUAAUGUAACACAUUUACGACCACCGAAUCAAUUCGGUCAGGGUAACCCAUUUCUCCUGUUUCUCAGUUUAUCAUUAAUCUUAGAAUAUAAAGAGGUAAUUAUGCUAGAAAUUAAAGAACCUGGAGAUAUUAUACAAUUCUAUCAACAACAAUCUGGUAAACAUAAUUGUUCUAGAAUAUUAUAUCGUGCGAAAAAGUUAUUUAAUAAAUACUUAGAAGAAAAUAAUUUCCAAUUUUUUAGUUAAACUUUAUAUACUAAUAACUGUACAGUCGUAGAGAAAAAAUCCAGCUAAUACAAACUCACUCAACCAUACAUGACAUUACUGUAUUCUCAUUUUGUAUCAUUAUUUUGUUUUCUUUUAAUUAUUUGUUUGUUCGUUUUUUAAUAUUAACUUUGUAUUGUUAUAAUUAAUAAUUUUGUUAAUUAACCAACAUUACUUCGAAACAGAUCUUACAGUACAACAACAACAACAACCUAUUUUCACUGUGAUAAUCAACAUAUCUAUUUCUCUUUCAGAUUUUGAAAUAAAAAUAUUUUCGU